AUGGCCGACGACCUUGACUCCCUCGUCAAGGGAGCGCCUUUGCCUGGACGCGACAUACCCGCCACCCGACCGACCAGCGGCGUGUUUGGCAGCGAUGCCGGCGGCAAUGGCUCCGACGGAGGCUCGGACACGGGCUCCAUCGCCGCCAGCACCGGCGCCAAGGCCAGCGACCCGCUGUCGCACACGCCCAGCUCGCCGUCCAUGAUCUACCUCAACCUGCUCAUCCUCGAGGCGUCGCUUCGUGCGCAAUACCUGGCCCUGCGGGCCCGCCGCCGCCACCACACGUUUUUCCUGCUGAUUCUGGGCACCUGGAACCUGGGCUUCGGCUAUGCGCUGUUCCUGGCUCCGCGCGAGGACGGUAGCGGCGUCGGCGGCUCUGUCUACUGGGUCGUCGACGUGCUCGAAAAGGUGUGCUUUAUGGGCGGCAUCAUCACGGCCGCCCUCGUCUGGGCCACCGGCAUCUGGGACCGCGGCGUGCGCUGGCCGCGCCGCUGGUUCAGCGUGUCGAACCGCGGCCUGCGCCACAUCAACUGCAAACUGGUGCUGCUCAAGCGGCCGUGGUGGGCCGAAUGGCUGGCGACGCUCGGCUGGUUCCUGACCUACGGCCUGCUGUCCAACUCGGGCGGCGCCUCGUCGUACCGCUACGUGGAGCCGGCGCUGCUGCGCGAGGUCGACCGCGAGCUCAACCUGAACACGGGCGCGGCCGGCGGGCACAACCACCCGUCGGUGCCGUCGUCGUCGGUCGGGCUCGAUCGCGACGAAGAAAAGGGCGGCAGCGGCCUCCGCCGGCAGGGCACCGCGUUUGGCCACACCGGCGGCAGCAACAACAACAACGGACACGAAGAGGAUCUGGCGCCCGGCGGCGACUAUGUCAAACUGCUGCUCCUUGCCAAGCCCUUUUCGCCCACCUUCCGCGAGAACUGGGAGCUGUACCGCCAAGAGUACUGGGACCGCGAAAACGAGCGCCGCGCCCUCGUGCGCCAGAAGCUCAAGGAGCAGGACCGUGCCCUGCGUCGUGCGACCGGCGGCUGGUUCUGGUGGCUGCCCGGCCGCGGCGUGCCGCACGGCCACCUCCACCAUCACCACCACCACCCGCACCGGCCGCACACGCCCCGCGGUGGCAGCGAAACCGGCGCCGCUGGCACCGGCGAGAAGCACGGCCACCACCCGCAGCACCCGCGGCACGCGGCCGUGGAGCGCGAGCACCGCCGGACGCGCAGCAACAGCUCGCGUCGGAGCAGCAUGUCCAUGACAGCAGUGCCUGUCGGUGGUGGCGGUGGCGGUGGCGGCGGCAGCGGCGGCAGCGGCGGGACACAGACUACAAGCUCGCGCAGUGCGACGCCCACACUGGAUGUCGACGACACGGGCGAGUCGGUGGUCACGCGCAAGACGAGCACGGGAUCGAGCGCGUCGGAGCGGCGACGAAAGAAGUCGUCCGUCUCGGGGCCGCGUCGGCCGGCUGUGACGUCCGACUCGCGCUCUGUUACGCCCGACAUUCCGUCGCCGCUGGCGAACGAGAGCAGCGUCUCGUCGGCUGCGUCCGAGGGCCGGCGGGGCAACCGGGCAUGA
Sporothrix brasiliensis 5110 is the source of this 1569-nucleotide messenger RNA. RefSeq names its product spo7-like protein. Gene Ontology annotation, biological process: nuclear envelope organization. NCBI's taxonomy places the organism in Eukaryota, Fungi, Ascomycota, Sordariomycetes, Ophiostomatales, Ophiostomataceae. The record is from RefSeq and is a predicted model, not a curated record. Gene Ontology annotation, molecular function: protein phosphatase regulator activity; phosphoprotein phosphatase activity. The coding region runs from base 1 to 1569 and encodes 522 amino acids. Gene Ontology annotation, cellular component: Nem1-Spo7 phosphatase complex. The transcript has a single exon.